Ruditapes philippinarum (Manila clam) is the source of this 397-nucleotide messenger RNA. RefSeq names its product monocarboxylate transporter 12-like. The record is from RefSeq and is a predicted model, not a curated record. NCBI's taxonomy places the organism in Eukaryota, Metazoa, Mollusca, Bivalvia, Venerida, Veneridae.
AUGAAUUACACGCGUAUAGUAAACUCUCUUACACUAAGCAAUACGGUGGUUUACUUACAUCAAUAUUGGAUUAAAUGUUGAAGAUACCUGACAUGUUAAUACAGAGUUAGUUAAACUGAAAAAAGAACAGAACAGAUAGAAAAACAACAAACACAACUAGGAAUAACUAAUUUAUGUAUCUUUCACAAACCCUGAAACUAAUAAGAAAUGACAGAUAAGGAAUUAGAGUUAAAUAUAGGAUUAGAUGUAGAAAAACAUCGUAUAAAGAAGGAAGCGGAAAAGGAAAAGAGGAAGUUGCUUGACAAUUGUGAAAUAAAUCAGGAAAUAAAUAAUGAAACAGAAGAGGUGAAAGGCGGAGCUCCAGUGGACAGAGGAUGGGCCUGGGUCAUUCUAGCGG